AUGAACGCCAUGCUCUAUGCUGCUUGGCUGUCAGCCUUGCUGGUCCUAUUGUCCCCUCUGAGCCAUGGCAUUGAUGAGGUCAAGCCCCAACAUGAUGGCAGAUUAGAUAAAGUGGACGUCCUGCACAAUGGCAGCGUUCAAGUCUCAGGCACAUACGAGGCAGUGGACAUCAAUAAGGCAGCUGCUCAAGCGAUGCCUGACAAGGAGGAGCUCCAGGACCUCCUGCACUGGGCAAUCAAGCACAGUGAUCCCAAGGUCCUGAAGGAGGCUGCCAGUGGCAAGGUACCUCAGGACGCCGCAGAGCGCAAGAAAGAGGUGGAGGAGGCGAUUGAGUACCUGCGAAAGGAACCUGGAGAAGCAGAGUUGAUGAAGGCCGCAACAAAUAUAAUCAAUGAUGCUGUGUCGGGCGAGGAUGCCCGCCUGCAGGCCUUCGAGGCGCUGUCAUACCUGCUGGAGCCAGUCGACAACGCCAAUGAUCUGCACAAGAUGGGCGGCUUCGAGAUGCUGCAGGGCGCCUUGGGCGAGCACAACUCGCGGCCGCUGAGGGCCGCAGCUGCAAAUGCGCUGGCCGUGGCAGCAUCCAACAACGAGGAGUUCCAGCAGCGGCUGUGGGACUUGUGCGGCCAGGACAUGCUGGAAAAGUUGUUGCAGGUGAUCAAGCUGGAUGCCAGGGACGACACAGCGAGCAAGGGGCUGUACGCGCUGAGCAAGCUGCUGGGGAACCAAAAAUUCCGGCGCGCUUUUCUGGAGUCGGGCGGGGUGGCCACGUUGCAGCGGCUGCUGGCAGGGCACAACACGCCCCCAAACGUGCGCCGCAAGGCCCUCGCCAUGAUCGCUGACCUGGCGCACCACCAGGACACAGCGCAGCAUUUGUAUGCGCUGCCGGAGCGGGGCAGAACGCUGCUGAGGGAGAUUGAGCAGCAGCUGAGCGCGGAUGACUGGGACCUGACUGAGAAGGCGCUGCUCGCACUGAAAGCCCUCAUGCACAUGCCGGGCGCCUCACAACUCUUCCAGGGCGCGGACCCGACAAACAGGCUGCAGGCACUGAUGAAGGCAGCAGCAGGCGACUCAGCAAAGCAUGCAGAGUACAUGGAAGAUGUGCAGAAACUGAUAGAGGAGGUGCACAGCAUGCGGCAAGCCAUGCAGAGCAGCAGCAGCAGGAAUGGGCAUUCACAUGACAGCGAGGCGGGAGGCCAGAAGAACGAGCUGUGA
Coccomyxa subellipsoidea C-169 is the source of this 1212-nucleotide messenger RNA. Its product is annotated as ARM repeat-containing protein. The transcript has 8 exons. Bases 1 to 1212 code for a protein of 403 amino acids. The record is from RefSeq and is a predicted model, not a curated record. Gene Ontology annotation, molecular function: protein binding. Lineage: Eukaryota; Viridiplantae; Chlorophyta; Trebouxiophyceae; Coccomyxaceae.